This is a messenger RNA of Pseudoliparis swirei, 2233 nucleotides long. RefSeq names its product cysteine and glycine-rich protein 1-like. Gene Ontology annotation, molecular function: structural constituent of muscle; actinin binding. The transcript has 6 exons. The record is from RefSeq and is a predicted model, not a curated record. The coding region runs from base 693 to 1271 and encodes 192 amino acids. Gene Ontology annotation, cellular component: cytoplasm; Z disc; nucleus. Gene Ontology annotation, biological process: muscle tissue development; sarcomere organization. NCBI's taxonomy places the organism in Eukaryota, Metazoa, Chordata, Actinopteri, Perciformes, Liparidae.
UAAUAGAGUAACAAGUAGUAUUUUACUGAGAUAAAAUUGAUGAAAUCAAGAAUAUAAUGAAAUAAAAGCAGCAACUUUUUUUAAAUGUUAGAAUUAGGAUAUAGACAAAGAUGUUUAAAGUGUUGCUAGUUUGCAUACAGAUCCGCUCCCUAACUUUAAGAUGUCCUCUUAUCGUCUUAGAUUUUUAAAAAACUAUUUAUGCUUUAAACAAAAGGAAAAGCAUCAGAGAAGAAACAACCUUGAGAAAGGUGCCAGUGCAGAAAAAGCUUCACGGUGUUCCUAUCGUUCUACGAUGCCGAAAUCAUCCCCAAACUGUGUUUUUAUUCAUUAUUUUCUCAGUGGCUGUACUCAGAAACAUCUGUAUCGCAGCGCGUUGGGUCGUCUGAGGUCACGAUUGUUGAACAUGCUCGAUUACAAAAUACAACGGAGGGAAUUUCCUGUUUAUCAAGAGCGAUCUCGUAGACUGAUGAAUUUCUGUGAGGACGACGGCCCUCAGUCGCCGUAAAAAGACUCCGAGUGGACACUAGUGUGGCGUAAAUAACCGCUUGUUGCUAUCUGAGCGACGGCAGCAGGCACGCUUUGCAUUUUACAAUCGGGGAUGACCGAUCCUUCAGUGAAGCUGAAACCAGACGGGAGGAAACAGAGCGGCACCUCUCCUUUUAUAGGCUCCGCUGCAAGCUUUCAGAAUAAGAAUGCCGUUCGGGGGAGGAAACAAGUGCGGCUGCUGCCAGAAAAGCGUCUACUUCGCCGAGGAAAUGCAAUGCGAGGGGAAGAGCUGGCACAAAUCCUGCUUUCUGUGCAUGGCCUGUAAGAAGAACUUAGACAGCACAACAGUGGCCGUCCAUGUGGAUGAGAUCUACUGCAAAUCGUGCUAUGGCAAGAAAUACGGGCCAAAAGGCUACGGCUUCGGAGGCGGAGCCGGAACUCUGAGUAUGGACACAGGAGAAGGACUUGGCAUCACGCCUGAAGUGCAAGCUCCUCAUCGUCCUACAAACAACCCCAACGCCUCGAAGUUCGCCCAGAAAGCAGGGGGCUCGGACGUGUGUCCUCGAUGCGGGAAAACAGUGUACGCAGCCGAGAAGGUCGUCGCCGGAGGCAACUCCUGGCAUAAAGGCUGCUUUCGGUGCGCCAAGUGUGGCAAAGGACUCGAGUCCACGACCGUCACUGACCGAGACGGGGAGAUCUUCUGUAAAGGCUGCUACGCAAAGAACUUCGGCCCCAAAGGCUUUGGCUUCGGUCAGGGUGCAGGAGCUCUGGCUCACUCCCAGUGAAGCCCAGAAGCCUCGGCCCACGUGAGACGGACACCGCUCGGAUAUCCUCGCAGCUCGCGGCUUUUUGUACGAGUUCACGGAGUAGCUUUUGCUUUUCAGAUCGCAUUUUGAUCCUGGAUUUGUGACGUCCCGGUUUUUUUGGACUGCUUAAAAAAAAGAAGAAAUCAUGCUAAAUAUUCCAAAAAACGCACUAAAUUCUAACUGUGUUUGGAUGUACACAUUGUGUGUGUUUGAAACAAAAGCUAACUAAAACGGGCACUCGGUAGAGCGCAUACCUUCGCAUAUCACAAGAUUGGGCAUUGAAUUAUGAACAUGUUGGCAUUAGUUGCAUGCCAAUUGGAUAAAAAUAAGUAUUUUACCUUUUUAUGACCUUGACCUUUGACUCAAUUGAUCACAAAAUCUAAUCAAAUGGUCCCCGGAUAAUAACCAAUCAUCCCACCAAAUUUCAUGUAACUCAAAGAAGAUUUUGACCUUUUCAUGACCUUGACCAUGACCUUUGACCCGAUCGAUCCCAAAAUCUAAUCAAAUGGUCCCCGGAUAAUAACCAAUCAUCUCACCAAAUGUCAUGCGAUUCGGUUUAAUACUUUUUGAGUUAUGCGAAUAACACGCACGCACGCAUACAAAUAAAUACACGGCGAUCAAAACAUAACCUUCCGCAUUUUCAAUGCGAAGGUAAUUAAACUGGCUGCAAUACAAAGACAAACUUCCACUGUAAUAACAGAAUCAAGUCGGGCCAAUGUUGAGUUUGAUUCACAUCCGAAUCCGUCGCUGUCUGAACGGGAACAAAUAAGGAUCGACGCGUUUUAAGACCGACGCCAGGCUCACAUCACGCUUCGGUUACACUCGAGAUAUAGCUUUCCUGUUUCCGCCUCACGUGUCACAUGGUGUACACAAUGUCUUCUGAGGCGCUUUAUCGCCAAGACGCAAAAUAAAUAUCGGACAACGGAAAAACAAACAAACAA